AUGUCGCCAAAUAGACAGAUGGCUUUGAUGGUGCAGGCUCGUCAAGCGUCUACGUUCGAUCCAACGCUCUUGACGCACAUCAUCCAUGACGGAGAGGAGAACACCUCCUCCCGUCGUGCAGCCCUUGCUCGCGUCGAAUCAGCCCUAGGCAUAACCGACACCAUGCAGCUUCCUCACCUUCACACUGGCCUCAACCGGAGGGAGCUAUACCUGGAAGGCCUGCGCCGCGGCCGCGCCAUCGUCACCGACAUGUUACAGCACAACCACACCCGUUUCGUCAACCUGACCGAGCGCAGCCAACUCACCAACGCCACACCCUUUGGUUUGAACUUCCUCAUGUUCCGCCGCACGAUCAACCUACAGGGUACCACCGAACAGAAACGGUACUGGCUGCCCCUGAUCGAUCGCAUGGAGAUCAACGGCUGCUACGCGCAGACAGAGCUGGGACACGGUAGCCACGUCCGUGGCAUUGAAACCACGGCAACCUUCGACUCAGCCGCUGGAGAAUUCGUCCUCAAUUCUCCGACGGUAACCGCGACGAAGUGCUGGCCUGGGGGUCUCGGGCUCAGUUGCUCUCAUGCAGUGGUCGCAGCAAGACUGGUGACUAGGGGAGUGGACCAUGGCGUGCAUUGGUUUGUGGUCCAGAUCCGCAAUAUUUCCGACUCCACACCUAUAAAAGGAGUGACGUUGGGAGACCUGGGCCUGAAGAUGGCGUAUAACGGUACGUGCAAUGGCUAUGCACACUUCAAUCUCCUCCGCGUCCCAGGAAGUAGUCUGCUGGCGGCGCACGCACAGGUGCUACCGGACGGAACUUAUGUGCGGAAUGAGGCAGGAGCCCCGGAGAACUUGGCGAAACAAAGUUAUGCGACAAUGCUGGAGGUGCGGCGCGUGGUGAUCCACUGGGCAGCGUUUGGGCUGGCGCAGCCGCUGACCGUCGCGACGCGGUACGCAGUGGUGCGUGAGCAGGGCGCUCUCAUGUUCUCUCAGCCUACUGUCCCGGAGGUUGCCAUUCUCGAGUACAAGACGCAGCAUCAACGGUUAUUGACUCUUAUCUCCCAGGCGUAUGCUAUCCUCUUUGCCUCAAAGGAGCUUGAUGACUGCUUCGAAGAAUAUCAGCAGGAAAAAAGAGAAGGAAAGCUCGGCCGCUUAUCGUCUAUCCAUGCGGUCAGCGCUGGACUGAAAGCCUGGGCCACACAGGCUGUUGCUGCAGGGGCGGAGGAGGCGCGCAAGAUGUGUGGAGGGCAUGGAUACCUCGUAAUUUCGGGGCUCCCCGAGAUGGUCGCAACGGCCUGUGCAGCGGCGACCUUUGAGGGCGAGAACUAUGUUAUGUGGCAGCAGACGCUGCGCUAUCUGUUCAAGCAGAUUGGCGUUCUUCAGGCAGGGAAGAUGCUGGACUGCGACAUGACUGAGUCUCUCUCCGGAUACCAGAAAUGGCUGCAGGUUAAGGAAGAGGUUUCACACCUCCUGCCUGAAAGCGAUCAGCUUUCAGAGCCAGCAACACUGCUUAAGAUCUUCAAACAUCAUUUCCACCGACUCCUAUCUGCAGCACACUUCUUUUAUUCACAGCAAACCCGCACUUCGUCCCCAGCUGAGGCAUGGAACGCAUCCCUCACACGACUUCUCCCCGCUGCACAUGCGUACAUAGAGUACCUCGUGCUGAAGUUCAUGCAACGUCGCGUGGCAGUCGUCGGGCAGGCGCAGCCGAGCUUACUCCCCGUUCUCUCACGCCUCACGGAGUUAUUUGCUCUGACGACCAUCACCAACCCUGGCCCAUCGUUCACCUCUACCUCCUUCGCCGAAGACCACAUUUUGACUGCCGACCACUUCCUGCAGAUGCGUGCGCGCAUCGACGAACUUCUGGCGGCACUGCUGCCUGAUAUCAUCGCUUUGACAGACGCCUGGGACUUCACGGAUGCGAGUCUUUGUAGCGCGCUGGGAUGUCGUGAUGGGAAUGUGUAUCAAAGACUGAUGAGCUGGACCAAACAAUUGCCGGUGAAUCAGCAGGAUUUAGCGAGGGAGGCAUGGGCGAUUGAGGGCGGGAUCGGGGAGUUUCUUCGAGGAGAUAUCACAUCGGGAACCAAAUCUCGACUGUGA
Messenger RNA from Aspergillus uvarum CBS 121591, 2094 nucleotides. RefSeq names its product acyl-CoA oxidase. NCBI's taxonomy places the organism in Eukaryota, Fungi, Ascomycota, Eurotiomycetes, Eurotiales, Aspergillaceae. Bases 1 to 2094 code for a protein of 697 amino acids. Gene Ontology annotation, cellular component: peroxisome. The record is from RefSeq and is a predicted model, not a curated record. Gene Ontology annotation, biological process: lipid homeostasis; fatty acid beta-oxidation using acyl-CoA oxidase. Gene Ontology annotation, molecular function: fatty acid binding; acyl-CoA oxidase activity; FAD binding. The transcript is spliced from 2 exons.